UUCAGGUUUGGCUUUGUUUGGAUCAUAAACUCAAAGGUUUGCUUGUAUUGAUAAAAAGUUAACUCUUUUAAUUAAUAAUUGUGACAUUAAUUUAAAUCAACGUAAUUGCAACACUAGCCGAUGCUCAAAUUAUUUAAAAAAAUUUUUUUUAAUCAUACAAAAAACGAGUGACAACUGACAGAGUUAUUGAUGAUUGUAUCAGUAAUUAUUAUUCAUAUUUAUAAAUAAUGGAGAGUGAAGUCGAGUGUCCGAUUUGUUCAAAAAAAUUUCCGCAAUCAACUAUUGAAACUCAUGCUUCCAAGUGUUUGUUUUUAAAUGAGUCGACUUCAGAACCCCAGGCGUUUCUUAAAAGACCGCGAAUUGAUAAUCAAUCCAAGGCCAAGAGUCCUAAUGUUGUUAAAAAAUUAAAAAAAAAUGUAAAUACUAAUUUAAGUCAAACGCAAAUUUUUUUGUCUUCAUCGGCUACUGAAAAACGUAACGUUGAAAAUGUUGAUGAUGUUCCCAAUGCCGAGACUGAGGAAAUAAAUGUUACCACAAAACCUGUGAAAAAAGAAAAUGUACCUCUGGCUGAAAGAAUGAGACCGACAUCUCUGACAGAUUAUGUUGGACAAUCUCACAUUCUCGGAGGACAAAGUAUGUUAUUGCAAUUAUUAAAUAAAGGAGAGAUUCCUAAUAUUAUUCUUUGGGGACCACCGGGGUGUGGUAAAACUUCUCUAGCAAAUGUAAUAUCUAAUAUAUGUAAGAAAGAUACUACUGGAAAAACACGUUACGUUAAAUUAUCAGCCGCAAUGUGUGGGGUAGCUGAAGUUAAAGAAGCAACAACAAUUGCCGGUAAUGAUUUAAAAUUUGGCCGCCGUACUGUUAUAUUUAUGGACGAAAUCCAUAGAUUUAAUAAAUUACAGCAGGAUAUAUUUUUACCCCACGUUGAGUCUGGAAGAAUAACAUUAAUAGGAGCGACAACUGAAAAUCCAUCAUUUAGUUUGAAUUCAGCGUUGCUCAGCCGCUGCCGCGUAAUUGUUUUAGAAAAACUAACAGUAAAAGAUUUGUUAAAUAUUUUAAAUCGCGCGGUAGAAUCAAUUAAAGGCGUAAUAUUCAAAGACACUAUUGAUGUCAAUAGUUUGCCAGAAGUACCGCGAUUUUUAAUUGACGAAAAGACGAUUGAAUUUUUGGCAGAUACUUGUGAUGGAGAUGCGCGAAUAGCUCUAGGCGGUUUGGAGCUGGCUAUUCAAUCGAUAGUGCCCAAUGAAAAAGACUUUCUGGUGAAAGGUCCUGGUUUGAUAACGCUUGAGGACAUCCAGGAGAGUUUGAAAAAGACUCACAUGCUGUAUGACAAGAAAGGAGACCAGCACUAUGAUAUGAUUUCAGCAUUACAUAAAUCUGUGCGUGCUAGCGAUGAAAACGCUGCGUUAUACUGGCUGACGAGAAUGUUAUCAGGUGGAGAAGAUCCUGUUUAUAUUGCCCGUAGAUUGGUACGAAUGUCUUCUGAGGACAUUGGUCUCAAGGAUCCAAAAGCUCUAGGUAUUGCUGUACAUACUAUGCAUGCUUGUAAAAUGAUGGGAAUGCCUGAGUGCGAUGUCUUACUCGCUCAAUGCGCUAUAUAUUUAGCAAGAGCUCCUAAAUCACGAUUAAUGGAGGAUGCUCUUAGAGCAGCGCAGCGAGUUGUUGCUAAUCACAAAGGUCCGCAACCUGGUGUACCUUUGCAUCUAAGAAAUGCUCCAACCAAACUUAUGGGAGAGCUUGGAUAUGGAAAAGGUUACAAUAUGAGACAUCAUGAAGAAUCCGGUCUGAGUUAUCUACCUCAAGGUUUAGAGGAUGUUGAUUUUUUUAAUGGCGAAGAUCCAAUGGAGGCUGAGUAAUUAUUGUUAAAACUAAAUAUAUAUAUUUUAAGUACUGUAAAAAAAAUAACGUUAUUUUUUUGACUAAAAUGCAGGGUACGGAAAGUACAAAUAAAGUAUUAUAAUUGUUAA
Molecule: messenger RNA, 1967 nt
Organism: Microplitis demolitor
Lineage: Eukaryota; Metazoa; Arthropoda; Insecta; Hymenoptera; Braconidae
Product: ATPase WRNIP1
Exons: 5
Coding region: 228-1856 (542 amino acids)
Biological process (GO): DNA-templated DNA replication; regulation of DNA repair
Cellular component (GO): nucleus
Molecular function (GO): single-stranded DNA helicase activity; enzyme activator activity; DNA binding
Source: RefSeq, a predicted model, not a curated record